AUGAUAGGGUUACGCCGGCUUAAUGAAGCUAAAAGUUACCUUGUCCUUCAAGAAUUUGCCAAAUGUCUAGAAGAAUGUCGUGAUGGUUUACUUGAAUGUAACGUUUCUAACAAUCUCAGCUCGGAAGCGAAAAGCGCCUCGUUAUUUAUUAUGAUCAAUAAUUUUGAACUUGCUCAAAUUAUGAUCGAAGACUGGUUAAACUAUUCUGAUAAUAAAGAUAAUCUUUCCGAUUAUCAAACGGUUGUGGAUAACUAUAUUAUCAACGUUUUAAUGCCUACACGACAGUUCCGGAAGUUACGCCAAUUCAUUAAGGACAACGAAGCCUUUCUAGAUCGCAAUCGCGUAGAGGGCUACGUAGAGACAGCAAAGAGAGCAAUAAGUGAAAGUGAAACAACGGAUUGUAAAUAUGAAGACUUUCGCGAUGAUGCUCCAAUCAAUGAUGAGAUUGUAAAUUACCCUUCUACUGGUAAUUAG
Molecule: messenger RNA, 474 nt
Organism: Trichoplax adhaerens
Lineage: Eukaryota; Metazoa; Placozoa; Uniplacotomia; Trichoplacea; Trichoplacidae
Exons: 4
Coding region: 1-474 (157 amino acids)
Biological process (GO): protein import into peroxisome membrane
Cellular component (GO): peroxisomal membrane
Molecular function (GO): protein-containing complex binding
Source: RefSeq, a predicted model, not a curated record